AUGCAAUGGAGAGUAAACACCAAUACCUUUGGCUUUGAUGUCAAUGUCAAAGAAAGGCCCCCUACGCGGAGAGGUAUCUUGUCCAUUAUUGGAUCAGUGUUUGACCCCUUUGGUUUCGCUGCACCAUUUGUCCUUACAGCCAAGAAAAUUCUACAAGACCUUUGCAAGAUGAAAUUGGGCUGGGACAAGGAAAUACCUCUAGAGUACAAUGUACGUUGGCAAAAAUGGCUUAUAGACCUUCCUAUGCUGUCAAAGCUUGCGAUCGACCAUUGUUUUAAACCAGCCAACUUUGGGACCAUUGCUUAUAGCCAGUUGCACCAUUUUUCAGACGCUUCAGAGAUUGGUUUUGGUUCAGUAUCUUACCUGCGCCUGGUUGAUAUCAACGAUAGAGUCCAUUGUGCCAUCCUUCUAGGAAAGUCACAGCUUGCACCUUUGAAGAAAUUUACUAUUCCUCAGUUAGAGCUUUCAGCAGCAACAGUGUCGAUGCGGUCAGGCAAAGCCAUAAAGAGAGAGCUAGAACUCUCGCUUACCGAGCAGUGUUACGUUAUGUGA
Pocillopora verrucosa is the source of this 552-nucleotide messenger RNA. RefSeq lists its product as uncharacterized. The record is from RefSeq and is a predicted model, not a curated record. Lineage: Eukaryota; Metazoa; Cnidaria; Anthozoa; Scleractinia; Pocilloporidae.